UUUCUGUGGUAAUGGAACUAAACCUACAAAACCAGAACAGCCAAACUUGUAAAACUCGAGCCAGUAGAAGACAUCUAUUAAAAGCACAAGCCCACAAGGAACUAAACUUAGCCUUGCUGUUGCCAUGCAUGGCUGCCUCUGUGUCAUUGCCUCCCUCCUGCAGAAGGUGGGGACACAGCCAGCUUUGUUUAUGGAAUCACAGCUCAGCCUCAAAUAACUGUGGGCAGGAAACUGUCCCUACCUCUGGGGCCUGUGAACUGAACUGCAGACCGUGUGUGUGCUUCAAGGCACCCAGAGACUGCUUCAGCUCCUUCUAAAAAACUUUAUGAAAGUUCCAUUAUCCAUGUGACAGUCCUUGAACAUGGACCAAAUGUGCAACCUCAGAAAAAUCAAUGAACAAACAGAGAGCCAAGUGUACUCUGCCAAACCAAAGUGGUGCUCAGCCAAAUCUCCCGAAUGGGAAGCACUGACAGAGAUACGCCCAGCAGCUGCAGCUACAGCCCCACCCCACUGCAGUAACUCAGCACAAGAACUUUGCUAAACUCCAGCAGAGCCUACAAGGCGGGGGGGAAAAUCCCUUUUAAGGAAGCAUUUCAUGACAGUCAAGUUGUACAUGCCCAUUCCAUUCCCUUGGACAAAGGAAGCACAAGCUACGUACAUGGUUCUGUUCCUUUCCCUGUUCUGAGCUUCUGCACCAGUUGUUAGCCAAAAAUAAACCCCAUUCCACAACCAUAUAUGUGCAACAGCCUCCUGGUGAGUGUGAACCCCCUCCAGCACUGCUAUUACUCCACCCAGCCAAGACACUCUGCCACUGCUGCUGGGCAAUGCACAUAACCCAGCUCAACCGGGAAUGCCUUCUACAUCUCUUCUCUUUUCUGGACAAAAACAGUAGGAAAAAUCUGGCAAAAACAUGUCACAAGUUACUAGAAGUGUUUCAGGAUCCUUUACUGUGGUCUUUGUUGAACUUUCAUUCUCCAGUGGAACUAAAGAAGGAUAAUUUUCUCCUGGGACCUGCUUUAAAACACUUAUCCAUCUGCUGGUAUUCAGAGAGAGUCAAGGUGUGUAACAUUGAGGACUGGAUGAAAAACAGUUUCCAGAAAGACUUCUGUAAGAGGCAUGAGAACACUGUCAGUGAUUUUUUACUAGACGUUUGCAACAGAUGUCCAAACCUGCUGUCUCUGACCCUCUCUGGAUGUGGCCAUGUUACAGAUGACUGCAUUUUGCAGCUUCUCAAGAACUGCCCAAACCUGAAGAGCCUCAAGCUGGAGAACUGUGUGCAGAUCACUGACCACACCCUGGAGGCUGUGACCCUCCAUGGAGCAUCGCUGCGAAGGCUCCACGUGGAUUUCUGCCGCAAUGUAACACAGGCUGGGCUAGAGAGAGUCAGGGAGAAGUGUCCUUCAGUGAUGCUGAGAGCAGACAGAAGUGCUAACAUGAUCCCAGACAGCAAACCAGGAAAAAAGCUGAUGCUUGAAAAAGCAUCAAGAAAAUUGGUUCAGCUUUAAGGUGUUGGUAUUUUACCUCACUGAGGUAGCAAUGAACUGUUGCUACUUCCACGGGUUCUGGUCAAGUCCAAACAAAUUUUUGUUUUGAAAAGGGAAAAGACAUGCAUCUCCUCCUGGAUGGGCUUCAGGAAAUAACUGCUCUCUGUUGUUCCUUGAAACUGGGAAACCCUGCAUUGCUGUCACAAAAUGCCAGAUCUGCUGAAAACUGCAGUUCUGGUACCCUCGUGCUGCAGAUGACCUCACUCAGAAGAGGGAAGCAGCAGUGUG
Messenger RNA from Melozone crissalis (California towhee), 1772 nucleotides. It is a transcript of the gene FBXL22, whose product is annotated as F-box and leucine rich repeat protein 22. Bases 825 to 1505 code for a protein of 226 amino acids. The transcript has 2 exons. The record is from RefSeq and is a predicted model, not a curated record. Gene Ontology annotation, molecular function: protein binding. Lineage: Eukaryota; Metazoa; Chordata; Aves; Passeriformes; Passerellidae.